Capsaspora owczarzaki ATCC 30864 is the source of this 1513-nucleotide messenger RNA. Its product is annotated as CBL-interacting protein kinase 9. Gene Ontology annotation, biological process: protein phosphorylation; intracellular signal transduction. The transcript has 6 exons. Bases 1 to 1458 code for a protein of 485 amino acids. The record is from RefSeq and is a predicted model, not a curated record. Gene Ontology annotation, molecular function: ATP binding; protein serine/threonine kinase activity; protein tyrosine kinase activity. Lineage: Eukaryota; Filasterea; Ministeriida; Capsasporidae. Gene Ontology annotation, cellular component: cytoplasm.
AUGGGCGGGUGUCUCUCGGCCGACAAGACCGCCUUCCGCCAGCUGGAUCGAGGCAACAAGGGCUAUCUGACGCUGGACGACCUGGCUCGCGGGACGAGUCGCACGCCGUGGCCGACCGAGGCAGACUGCAGCACUGCGGCACAAGCGGACCUGCCCGAGCACUUCUUUGUCAGCCCCGCACUGCUCUUCUUGUUUGACACAAAGCGAGCUGGACGGCUUGGCAUGAGCGAGUUUUGCAACCUUCUGGGACAUGUUCGAGCGGCGACAAAACCAAAUACCUUCCGCGACGCUUUCGAGCUGCUGCGCUCCAAUUCGACGGUUUCAGUCGCCGUCCGCAAGAAUUCGCAUUGCUGGAAGAGCACACUAUCCGACACCACCAAAGGCACCCGACGCGACUUGUCUUUGAUCGUGAGGCUGCAGCUCGCGUGCAUGCUAGUCUUGUUCGCCUUCGGCCGCGAUGAAGGACGACUCGCCACAGCAAUACCGGGACCAGCAACGGCCAGCCUGGAUGCACUCACAGUCAGUCUACCUCUGGAGCUCACGCAGGCUGCCUUCUUGCUUUUUGCUGAUCACUUGACGGCAGAGUACCGCUCCGUCUCUGUCGCAGACCCGCACGACGAAGCCAAGAUAUUGGGCGACUACAAACUGAUGGAGACGGUUGGAUAUGGCGCAGAAGGUGUUGUCAAGCGCGCCAUUCACCAGCCGACCGGAACAGAGCGUGCCAUCAAAGUGAUAGAGAAGGGGAACGUGGCCCAAAUGUCCAAGGUGGAUGUUCAAAUCAAAGCCAUGGAGCUUCUCACGCAUCCAAACAUCAUCGCUCUGUUGCAAGUGCUUGAAUCUGAGACGGACAUCUUUCUCGUCCUUGAGCACUGCGACCAAUCCCUGUACGACGUAGUGGCGCACCGUGGGCGUGGGCUUCCCGAAGACGAAAUUCGGCCACUCUUCCGCCGCCUGAUCCUGGCCAUUCAGUACUCACACUCGGUGGGCGUCUGUCAUCGCGAUUUGCGCGUUGAGAAUUUACUGCUCACACAAGACGGCGUCCUGAAAGUGGCUGAUUUCGGGCAUGCGGGCGUCUUUGCAGAGGGCUGGGACAUGUUUUCUACCACGCUGGUGGGAAGCGUACAGUACAUUUCCCCCGAGCAAAUACACGGCAAAUGCUACUCGGGUCAACUGAUCGACAUGUGGGCCUGUGGUAUCAUUCUGUACUUUUUAGCUGUGGGGCGGCUCCCAUUCGACUCUCGUGCCCACUCUGACAACAUGCACGCCUUUUUGGACGAUGUGCUUUCUGCACGGUACUCUUUCCCAACAUCCGUGUCUCACGACCUCCAGAACUUGAUUUCAAGAUUAUUAAUGACCAAUGCGGAAGAGCGAGCAACGCCUGCAGAUGUGCUUGCACAUCCCUGGAUGGCAGUUGACGCCGCGAUAGACUCGUCGAAAAGCGAAUCGUUGCAGGAAUGAUCACGAGUUGUACAUUGUACAUUACAAGAUGAAAAACAGACAAUGGAAAACAAAC